This is a messenger RNA of Knipowitschia caucasica, 1497 nucleotides long. NCBI's taxonomy places the organism in Eukaryota, Metazoa, Chordata, Actinopteri, Gobiiformes, Gobiidae. The record is from the annotation of a GenBank genome assembly.
AUGUCAUCACCAGGUGCUGAACUAAAGGCGGGCCUUAAAGAGUUGGGUGGCACCAGUGGAGCCUCCUCCCUUGGGCUGCAGCUCCAAACUUUGGUCCAUAGUUCUGACCUGCUCCUCAAGAUUCAAAGAACUCCAAAAAGAACAGUGCACUUGAGCAGGAGGAGCCACACGUCUGCUUACAUAGACAGCUGUUUGGACAUCAAUGAUUUAGUUGAGAUGAGCAGCGGCGGCACACAUCUACAGCCUCACUGCCAAACUCUUACUGUAGACGAUGAAGAGGAGUCGGAGGACGAAGAGCCCAAGUUCUGUGGGGUGUGUGGGGACCAGGCCAAAGGCUACCACUUCAACGCUCUGACCUGUGAAGGCUGCAAAGGCUUCUUCAGACGUGCCAUAAAGAGGUCGUCGCCGCUUCAGUGUUUGUUCCUGAAUAAAUGUGUUAUAACCAAGAACAACCGCCGGUCAUGUCAGGCUUGUCGAUUCCAAAAGUGUCAGGCCAUUGGGAUGCGCAAAGAAAUGGUCAUGUCUGCGGAGGAAGUGUUGGAGAGGAGGAUCAAAAUCAAGAGGAGGAAAAUGAGAGUUGCAUCUUCGCAGCUCUCACCGCAACAAGAGAAAGAGAUUGAGGAACUGUUAACAGCCCACCGCAAAACUUUUGAUCUAGAUUUCUCACGUUUCAGAGGCUUCCGGCCAAUAGGCAGAUCAAUUAAUUUUCCGAGCGACUUGGAGGAGUACAUGAACGAGUCUUGUGAGCCGCUGUGCAGUCACGCCGAAGACUUCUGUGCUGUUGCCGAGACAUCUUCGUAUGAUUUCUUUUUACCCUGUUUAUCUCCAUCCUCGCCUCCCAGCCUCUACAUGCAGCUGGAGACAGAGCAAAACACACAAUCUGACCAGAAAAUCACUAUUUUUACGUCACUCCCACACUUUUCGGAUCUUGUGACGUACAUGAUCCAUGACAUCAUCAGGUUCUCCAAAAGUCUACAGGUUUUCAGAUCCUUGAACAUGGAGGACCAGAUCACGCUGCUGAAGGGCGCCACGUUUGACAUCAUGCAACUUCGCUUCAACAUGGUGUUUGAUGCCAAAACAUGUUUGUGGGAAUGUGGACCCAUUUCCUACUUUAAAGACGACGUCAUACGAGCGGGGUUCCAGCCGUUCUUGGUGGAUAAAGUGGUCAAAUUUCACAAAACCCUUCGAAAUCUGGGUUUAACAGAGGAAGAAUAUGUGAUUGCGCAGGGCAUCUCGCUGUUUUCUCCAGAUCGACCAGGGGUUCAGCAGCGGGACUUGAUUGACCAACAACAAGAAACUCUGGCCCUGGCGCUAAAAACCUACAUAGACAGCAAAAGAAGUGAUCCAGGGAAGCACUUGCUCUUCCCCAAAGUCCUGGCCUGUUUGACCGAGAUGAGAACCAUGACAGAAGAGUACAGCAAACAAGUUCUGCAGAUUCAGGAUAUUCAGCCGGACGACAUCUCUCCUCUCAUUAUGGAGGUGAUCAGUGACUCUUGA